UCAUCUGACUAAUCAAACAUCGUUUGAAAAUUAAGAAUAUCUUACAGAAUUUUGAAAAAAGUGACAAAAAUACAAAAAUUGUUUUGUUAAGAAUUAAGAAUCAAAAAAAACACAAUUAAUUACAAUUAUUAUUUAGUGAUUGUGGGCAAUAUUAAUAGUUUUUAACAUUUCUAGCUAUGAAGAAAUAGUUUGUAUACAUAAAAGUGAUUCAUUUUUAAUAAAAUUACAAAACAAUAAUUAAACAAUAAUCGAAAGAAAAAAGCCAAAGAUUAAAAAAUAUGAUAUGUGAUCAUACAUGUUAAUUAAUUUAGAAAUAUUUAGAGAUUUAUAUUUUGUCGAUUUUCAUACUGUGAAUUGACAUCAAUUUUUUUUCUUAAUUAUUGUCAGUUAUUUGUUAAGAAUUAUUGUUUUCCAAUAAUGAGAUAUAUAUUAUGCAAAUAAGAUAUCAACAAUUAAAAUUAUAAAUUAUUAAUGAUUGAAAUUAUUAAUCAAGACGAAUUAUAAAAGACAAUGAAAUUAUAUAAAUAAUUAGCAAUUAAAUUGACAAUGAAAUAGAAAUUAAAUAAAGAAGAAAUAUGUAAUAAAAUGUUCUGAUUAAAAACAUACGACAAAGUAUCUACAUAGGUACAAAAUACAUGCAUUUUGAAAUAUCAAUUAUAGAGGUCGUGAUUAUCUAAAGAUAUCAUGUCGUACAACGAAUUUAUGGAUCUACCUUGAAGAUCAAAUAUGAAAAACUGGAAUAUUUAUAUUUUUUCUGAUGGACCAAACACAUUCAAAUCUUUUCGGAUUGGAAAAAGUGAUAAUCAUAAAAUAGCAGGCUACUAUUUCAUAAUUGAAAAAGAGAGGCUAAAUGACAGCCUCAAACUAUGAUCGAUUUCCAUUUAUUCGACGACUGAUCAGAUAAUAAUCACAGUAGACGACAAAGUUUGUCUACUAGCAAUACAAUUAUUACCGAAUCAAGCUCAAAUGAAUCUCAAACAAAUGUGAAUACAACGGGAACGAGGAAUUCGCCAUCGAAAGCAUCAUCAACUAGUUCUUCACCCCAAAAAACAACUUCAGUAAUAUCAAAUUCUCCUACUAUGAACAAAAGCGUAAAAAUUGGAAAUAACAAAGAAAUAAUAUACGAAAUGAAUAAAAAUGGUAUUCAAUCAAAUGAAUCGCCAAAAAUUAACAAGAAAUUAUCUAGAACCAAUAUUUAUCCAUCGGGAACAAAUUUGACUGCUCGGGACGCUUUUGGUCCUAAACUUACAGUACCAACGACACCAGAAGAUACACCACCAUUACCAGGAACACCAAUAUUUUCUAAUGAUGUACCAAGAGAUUCUUUGUUACAAAAGGAUUCAUCUUCAGAAACGGAAAUAGAUCCUGAAACACUUUAUUUCCGAGAUGGUCGUAGACGCAUUGAUAUGGUUUUAGUAUAUCACGAAGAAAAUAAUGGAGUAAUGACUGAAUUAGAAGCGCGUCGAAAGGAACAAAGACGUGUUUUUCAACAGAAUUUAUUAAAAGAAGGUUUGCAAUUAGAAUUAGAACCAAAAGAAAAUUCUUUUGACGGAAAAACUUAUUUCUUAAAGUUGCACAUUCCAUGGAAAAUUAAGGUUCAAUAUGCUGAAGUAAUGAAUUUGAAAUUACCCACUAAAAGAUUUAUCACUAUAUCUGUUAAAGCUUGGCAAAGCAAUGAGGAUGUAAAAGAAAGUCCGAAAUUUUGGGAAAGAUGGAUACAAUGGAUAAAAGAGAUACAUACUUGGGAUACAAAAAAGUAUCCGGAAGAGCCUAGCUUUUAUGAUAGCAUUGAUUCUGGCGAUCGAGAAGAAAGAUUUGUAGUAAAAGAUAGAGAUACAGCUUAUACUCCUGCUCAAAGAUCUUUAAUAGUAAUGCAAAUUUUAUUGAGAGCACGAUAUGAUGAAAAUCACGAAAAGGCAGGUAUCCGAAGACUUUUAGCAGAUGGCACUUAUCUUGAUUGUUAUUCUCUGCAUGAGGGUCCAUAUAAUAAACCUGGAUUAAAUGGUGAAAAUUUAGAUAGAUACUUAUUAUAUUUAAUAUGGGCUAGACCUUCGCAAUGGUACAAAAGACAACCUCUAUGGUUAAUCAGACGAUAUUUUGGAGAAAAAGUAGCUCUUUAUUUUGCAUGGCUAGGAUUUUACACAAAAUGUUUAUACGCACCAGCGAUUGUUGGCCUUUUGUGUUUUAUGUAUGGCGUAGGAAGUAUGGAUGGACCUGACAAUGUACCGAGUAGAGAAAUAUGUGAUUAUAAUAUAGCAGGAAAUAUUACAUUAUGUCCUGUCUGCGAUAAAGCAUGUACCUAUCAAAGACUCGGCGAAUCCUGCUUAUUUUCAAAAUUAACUUAUUUAUUCGAUAAUCCUGCUACUGUCUUCUUUGCUAUUUUUAUGUCAUUUUGGGCCACGACAUUUCUUGAAUUAUGGAAACGAAGACAAGCUGUGAUAAUUUGGGAAUGGGAUCUUCAAAACGUUGAAAGUGAAGAAGAACCUCGACCUGAGUUUGAAACUACGGUAAAAACAUUUCGAAUAAAUCCUGUGACCAGAGAAAGAGAACCUUACUUACCAGUAUGGUCUAAAGCUUUACGUUCUUGUGCCACGGGUUCUAUAGUAUUUUUUAUGAUAUGCGUUGUUUUGGGUGCUGUACUGGGAACUAUUAUUUCUCGAAUAUCGUUAGUAUCCGUAUUUUAUGAAGGUGGAGGUCCAUUUUUACAGAAACACGCAAAGAUUUUCACCUCUAUGACUGCUGCCCUUAUUAAUUUAGUGAUUAUUAUGAUCCUUACACGAGUGUAUCAUCGUUUAGCACGAUGGAUGGUGAACAUGGAAAAUCCUAGAACACAGACUGAAUACGAAUCUAGUUUUACAUUCAAGAUAUUUUUGUUCGAAUUUGUCAAUUUCUAUUCAUCCCUUAUUUAUAUAGCCUUCUUUAAAGGAAGGUUUUAUGUUCAUCCUGGAGAUGCUGAUGCAAGAGCUACAGAAUUUUCUCGUAUAAAAACAGAUGUGUGUGAUCCAGCUGGAUGUUUGUCGGAACUUUGUAUACAACUUGCUAUUAUAAUGGUAGGCAAGCAAUGUUUCAAUAAUUUUGUAGAAAUAUUAUCACCAAAAAUGUGGAAUUGGUGGCGUAAAAGAAAUCAUAUUGCUGCUACGAAAGAUCAUGGCAGACCAUACACUUACUGGGAGAAAGAUUAUCAAUUGCAAGACCCUGGAAGACUCGCGCUCUUUGAUGAAUAUUUGGAAAUGAUUUUACAAUAUGGAUUUGUGACUUUGUUCGUCGCUGCAUUCCCGUUAGCGCCAUUGUUUGCGUUAUUAAACAAUAUAGCUGAAAUACGACUAGACGCAUAUAAAAUGGUAAAAGAAGCGAGAAGACCAUUAGCAGAAAGAGUACAAGAUAUAGGAGCUUGGUAUGGUAUAUUACGUGGAGUAACUUACGUUGCUGUAGUAUCGAAUGCAUUCGUUAUUGCAUACACGUCAGAUUUCAUCCCUCGUAGCGUAUAUGCUAUCGUUUACUCACCCACAGAAGAUUUAGUGGGUUACAUUGAUAGUUCUUUAUCAGAAUUUAAUACAUCAGAUUAUCGAGAUGAUAUGAAAAGCGAUAUGGAUACUCGUCAUCCGGAAACAUGUCAAUAUAGAGGCUACAGAAAUGGACCGGACCAUGCUAACGAUCCAUAUGGACUAAGCCCACAAUAUUGGCAUGUUUUCGCAGCUCGUUUAGCCUUCGUUGUUGUUUUUGAACACAUUGUUUUCGCUUUAACUGGCAUAAUGAGUUAUGUGAUACCAGCCGUGCCUCGUUCUUUGGCAACCCAACUUCAACGAGAACGUUUACUUGCUCAAGAAGCUAAGUAUGAAAAAGGUAUAAAAAGUAGAGAAGAUGAUGAUGAUAUUUUAUCGAUGCUUAGAGAAGCAGGUAGCAUUGGAAGAGCUGCAGGUGGUGGUAGAGGUAGUUGGGCAAGACGCUUUAGUAAAUUAAGCGAUGGCUUAGAUGCCCAUGUUGAUGUAGCUUCCAGACAUAAUAGAAACAGUGACGGUUCGACUGUAUGGGAGGUAACAUGAUUUUAAAAUAGAUUCAUAGAUAUAUAUAGAUUGUAUUACUUUCUUAGAGAUACUUAAAAAAUAUUUUUUAAAUACCUCGCUUAUUUGUACAAAAACUAUUUACUUAUAUAGUUAUGUAAAU
This is a messenger RNA of Apis laboriosa (Himalayan honeybee), 4164 nucleotides long. RefSeq names its product anoctamin-4. Gene Ontology annotation, cellular component: plasma membrane. Gene Ontology annotation, biological process: chloride transmembrane transport. The coding region runs from base 1080 to 4043 and encodes 987 amino acids. Gene Ontology annotation, molecular function: protein dimerization activity; chloride channel activity. The record is from RefSeq and is a predicted model, not a curated record. Lineage: Eukaryota; Metazoa; Arthropoda; Insecta; Hymenoptera; Apidae. The transcript has 10 exons.